Messenger RNA from Cucumis melo (muskmelon), 583 nucleotides. RefSeq names its product polcalcin Syr v 3-like. The coding region runs from base 152 to 403 and encodes 83 amino acids. The transcript has a single exon. Lineage: Eukaryota; Viridiplantae; Streptophyta; Magnoliopsida; Cucurbitales; Cucurbitaceae. Gene Ontology annotation, molecular function: calcium ion binding. The record is from RefSeq and is a predicted model, not a curated record.
UCUCUCAUUUGCAUCAUUUUAGCCUCAUCUAACAUGUCUAACCUCCGAUUCUAAAGCUCUUUCUGUUAUUUCAAUUCUACAUUACAAAAUCCAGUCCCAAAAAACAUAAAGAAAAUAAAACAAUACAAAAAAAGAAGAAGAAGAAGAAGAAAUGGCAGACUCAGAUGGAAAAAUGGAAUGCGAGCGAAUCUUUAAGCGGUUCGAUAUCAACGGCGACGGAAAGAUCUCGCUGUCGGAGCUUGAGACCGCUCUGCACGCCCUUGGCUCCUCCGCGCCGGAAGAGGUUGGACGACGAAUGUCGGAGAUCGACAAGGACGGAAACGGUUUCAUUUCGCUUGAGGAACUCUGCGAUUUUCAGAGGGCUAAUCCUGAUUUGAUGAAGGAGGUUUGCAAGAGGCUUUAGUUUCGUUGAAUUGGAAUUCAGAAUGUGAUUGUAAAAUUUUCUCCAUUGUGCCCUAAUUCUUUGUCUGUGUUGUGUUUCAUUAUAUUCUUUUUCUUUUCUGUUUUUAAUUACUUUCUGUACCUUUGAUCUAAUUGUUUAAUUAAUUCAUAUUCGAUCCAUUUACCAAAUUGGGAAUUCUUA